Lingula anatina is the source of this 1732-nucleotide messenger RNA. RefSeq lists its product as uncharacterized. The record is from RefSeq and is a predicted model, not a curated record. Lineage: Eukaryota; Metazoa; Brachiopoda; Lingulata; Lingulida; Lingulidae.
GGCAUUAGUUAACAUAGAGCCUUGCCACACUGAGACGUGACGCCGUGUUGUGAUUGUUUCGUUGGAAGUUUUCUCUUGGCUACAAGGAGAAAAUGUCGGAUCACGAAGGGGAGGAGAAACACAAAGAUUCACAUGACGGCGAGGACAAACAUGAGACAGACGCCGAGAAAAAGAGAAAAGAAUAUUUCAAGGAGGAGCUGCGUCGAUUGCAGAAAAACCUCAAAGAAGAAAAAGAAAAGAUCAAGCCGCCACCAAUCAAGGAACACUCCCCAUUUAUUUUCAACACGUUAGGGCCAUACUGCGGUACAUCCGCAGCCAGCUACUUAAUAAAUGGGCCUGAAGACACGAAACUGGUUUCCCGUUCUUACGCGACCAGGGCGACAGCUAUCGGACUGUGUGACCCCUGGACUGCCCUCGCUAUGGACCAAAAGCCCAGUCCUAGGGUGGAACCACCAGAGAUUAAAUCGCUGGACGAGCUUUCGGCAUCAAGAAAAAAAGAAGAUAAAGAUCGUCCAAAGAAAGAGGGCAGCACCCGUCUGCCUAAGUUUCCUGCUGUGGAGGUGGACGCCAAGGACAUGAGGGAUAGAAAACUGCUAUACAGUGACGUCGCUACUUUGAGACAGGAGAUAAAAGAUAAAUAUACGACAAGUGCGCAGAAGCGAGUUAACGAAGAAUAUAACAGAACUAAACAGGACUUUUUCCGUAUGGAACUGGACAAAAUGGAAGAAAUCCACCCAAACAGUCGACCCAUCAUGCGAUCGGCUUAUUUUGCUUAUUUACAAAAUACUCCGGGGGCCAAGAAAGCUGUAAAGGAAUGUAUCAAGGAAAUGGAUGCGAAAAUGACAGGAUCUUCGCAACAGAGCACGCCGCGGGAGGAAAAAGAAGAAGAGAGGUCAGAGGUCAGGGACGAGCAAGAAGAGCCAAGGGAAACGCCUCAUCCUCAACCGGAAGAGCCUGCGACGGCCGUGGAGGCUUCCGAAUAAUUUGACUAAUUGAAUUUUCUAAUAUACUAUCUCAUUUAGCAUAAUAGCAGGACCACAUGGCCAAAUGUGCAGGAGAAAUAUCGUUAAAAUAUAAUAAUUUUACUGGCGUAUUUAAUUACGUUACACCUGAGAAUAGAUCAGAGUUCACGCAAUUGGGAAUUAAGAAAGAAGAUAGAGUUAUUUCUGAUUGAUAUAUUUUUUUCUUUAUCUUUUUCAUGAUUGCAUUCAGACUUGCGUCUGUGACAUUUAUAUUGAUUAGUCAAGGAUGAAAAAACUGAUCUUUAACGCAAGUGUGAAAAUCAUGACAAGUCAAUUGAAACCUUAUUAAACAGCUACUUUACAAUAAUUUUUUCAGCAGCUAUCAACCGGUUUUCUUCAGCGCAAGCGACGCAGCCGUCUUCUCUAGAUUAAAAAAAUCUGUAUAAAUGGUAUUUAAAUCGAACGGAUAUCAUCUAAUCAAGAUCGUUUUUUAAUUGUGGGCUAUUUCCAAGUACAUUAUUUUCAUGGGUGCUGAAACCCACAAAUGUAUAUAUAUAUUAGUCGCACGCAUAAAACGGUUGAACACAGUUCUUGGGGGUAAAGAUGUCAAAUAUUAGAUUGUGAUACUGAAUGAGGUUGAGAGUUCUACGCAAUUAAACGUUUGCCGAAUAAUUACAGUUGUUAAUUGUCUUGCUGUUUCAAGGGUUAAUCGUUCAGCGGACACCAGGGUGUGAGGUUUAAUCAAAUAAAAUAUUAACAAAGAAUUGAAA